AUGGAGGCUGACCAUACUUCACAAGAACAAACAAGCAGUUCGGAUGAAGAUUCAGUCGGUGUUGCAGCUUGUGGCAGAAAGGGGAAAGAAAAGUGCUCUGCUUCGUCUUCCAAACAGUCCAAGUCAACUGCCUCAACAUCUACUAAGAGACUUACUGAAAGUGAUCCAGAGUGGCCAAAGCAUGAGCCUGGAUUCAAAAUCAAGAAGUUAGUCUAUCUUAAUGGAAAACAAUUUACUGAAACGGAUGUGAUCGAGCUUCUCCAAAAAAGUCCGGGAAUCUAUGAGGGUCGAUCAAAUCAAAAAGACAAAUCACUUGGUAGUCAUGUGGUGAUUGUAACUGGUUAUGGCACAACUCCCGAAGGUGUCAAUUACUGGACAAUUCAGAACUCGUGGGGAGUCCAGCCGAGGUGGCAACAAUCCCUCGUUGUUUCUCAAGAUUAUUCGAUUGGAGGUUAG
Arabis nemorensis is the source of this 456-nucleotide messenger RNA. The record is from the annotation of a GenBank genome assembly. NCBI's taxonomy places the organism in Eukaryota, Viridiplantae, Streptophyta, Magnoliopsida, Brassicales, Brassicaceae.